GAGUCCCAUGAAUACGCUUCUCCAGUACUAUUAUUCCAUGCAGACUCUGCAACAGUUUGAAGUUUGAACUUGGACCCCCCACGGUCACGCUACUUCCAACGAGACUGCUAUAAAUAGUUUGAUAAUCACGACAUCGCUUCCCAGGUUCUGAGUAACAUUAUUUCAUUCUCCAUUAAUCACCACAUUGAUGGCUCCGAUGGAACAUGCACGCGCUAAUAAGCUUCUUGAGCAAUCUAAGGUUGGUCCAGCAAUAUCCCCAGAUAGAACCACUCUUCCUCUCACAUUCCUGGAUAUCUCUCUUGCAGGUCCUAUCUACGUCAGACGUCAAUUCUUCUACCAAUUUCCUUACCCUGCUCACCAUUUCAUCCGCACUACGCUUCCCUCUCUCAAACACUCUCUCUCCGUCGCACUCCAGAAUUUCUUCCCUCUCGCCGGAAACCUCCUCUGUCCGCCGCCCCCUCACAAGCCUUAUAUACGCUGCACCAGUGACGACUCCGUCAGCUUAACCGUAGUCGAGUCCGCUUCUGAUGAUUUCAAUCACUAUUCAGCUAACUACCCAAAGAAUCUGGAAGACUUGGAAUGUUUGGUUCCCAAGUUAUCAUGGAGUACAGUGGAUGAAGACAUCAAUGGAGCUGACUCCACAUUCGUGUUCCCAAUCGUAGCCUUGCAAGUCACAGUUUUUCCUAAUGUUGGCUUUUGUAUCGCCAUCACGUAUUGCCACGUGAUGGAUGACAAUUGUUGCAGCCACUUCAUGAAAACGUGGGCUUCCAUUUGUAGAUCCGACGGCAGAGAUAUGACUUUUCUGGACACGUCAACGCCGUCGUAUGACAGGGAAGUGAUCAAAGACCCAAGGGGCCUUGAAACUGUUUUCUUGAGGGACUAUUUUAAGGAAAGGUCGGUGUGGAAGGAAAGUCUCGUGGGUAAAACUUCCAAGCAUGUCGUCAAUAAUGAUGAUGACCUUUUCAAGGCAACGAUAGUGUUCUGCAGAGAAGACAUCGAAGUACUGAGAAAGGUGGCGAUAUAUCAGUGGAAGAAAAACGGCGAAUCGAACGCACCAAAGUAUCUGUCGAAAUUUGCGGUGACAUGCGGUUUUGUGUGGGCAAGCUUGGUUAAGACGAGAUAUGGGGAUGAGAAUGAGGAAGAGAAAGAUGAGUACUUUCGAUUUGCAGCAGAUUGCAGAAACCGACUCGAGGAUCCGUUACAGGAGAACUACUUUGGAAACUGCAUAACGCGAUGCUAUGCAUCGCUGAAGAGAAAAGAGCUGAAAGGAGAAGAAGGGUUUUUGAAGGCUGUGAAGGCGAUUGUUGGGGCAAUAGAAGAUAUGAAGAAAGAACCUUUCAAAGAUGCAGAAAAGUGGAAGGAGAACUUUAAGAAAAUGUUCGUGUUAGGAAGUACGGUGCUUGUUACAGGGUCCCCGAAAUUCACCGUUUAUGAGACUGACUUUGGAUUUGGGAGACCUAAAAAGGUUGAAAUGGUACAUUCCUUUAAGUGCAUGUCUCUCGCCGAGAGUGGAUCUGAAGAAGGUGGCGGCCUUGAGGUUGGCUUGGUAUUCAGAAAGCAUGAACAUGAAGAUUUCAUGUGUGUCGUCGAACGAGGACUGCAAACUUUCAAAGCAUAGUUCGGUAUCGUCAUGUCAUUACUGAAGAUUAAUUUCGUUUGUAUUCGUGAUGAAGUUUGAUGCGUAGUUUCUCUCCGUGUUAAUAAUAUAUUUAUGUGGUAUACUUAUUCAGAUACUA
This is a messenger RNA of Neltuma alba, 1736 nucleotides long. Its product is annotated as coumaroyl-CoA:anthocyanidin 3-O-glucoside-6''-O-coumaroyltransferase 2-like. The coding region runs from base 188 to 1618 and encodes 476 amino acids. The transcript has a single exon. The record is from RefSeq and is a predicted model, not a curated record. NCBI's taxonomy places the organism in Eukaryota, Viridiplantae, Streptophyta, Magnoliopsida, Fabales, Fabaceae.